Molecule: messenger RNA, 1776 nt
Organism: Symbiodinium natans
Lineage: Eukaryota; Dinophyceae; Suessiales; Symbiodiniaceae
Source: the annotation of a GenBank genome assembly
AUGUCUGACCCGGAGGAAGAGGAGUACGAGGACGACUUCCAGGAUGCGGACUACGAGGACGACUUCGACUCUGACGAUGCUGAGGUCCAGGAGGAGGAGGAGGAGGCCACUUCCGCGGCCGACUCUUCACCCGGCACGCCGAUGCCAGAAAGCGAUGCGGGAAGCUUCGAGGCAGCCGACCCCUCGGCGGCCCAAGAGCCUUCCGCGCUCGCCGCCAGCCCAGAAAGCGAUGCGGGAAGCCCGGAGGAGGACUUGGCAUGCGCAGUGCGGACGAUACGCUCAGGUUCUUCGAGUGAUGUCGUCCCCGCUGCCCAGGAAUCGGCAAACAAGGACGAGGAGGAGGCAGCCGAUGCCGCGGCAGCCGCUGCGGCUGCUGCACCCUCCGCGCCAACUGCCAGCUCUGAAAGGGAUGCGGGAAGCCCCGAGGAGGCGGCCACUCCCCCAACCGCCACUGUGCCCGGCACGCUUACCGUCUGCCUAGAAAGCUAUGUUGGAAGGCAGGAUGACGAGGAGUUGGCGUCCGCCAGAGUGGAGAUCGACCGCAUGCGGGCUGCGACCCCUCGAGGGUGGGCGAGAGAAGACCCGCAGGCGGCUGCCCUCCCCAUGGCCACUGCACCAGCGCCCCCCGCGCCAACUGCCGGCCAAGAAAGCGAUGCGGAAAGCCCCGAGGAGGCGGCCGCUCCCCCUAGUGCCACUGUGGCCAGCACGCCGAUCGCUCGCCCCGAAAGCGAUGCGGGAAGCCAUGAGGCAGCCGACGCCGCUGUGGCCACUGCACCCAUGCCCUCCGCAGAAAGCGAUGCAGAAAGUCCCGAGGCGUCUGCUCCCCCUACCGCCACGGUGGCCAGCACGCCAACCGCUGGCCAUGUGGGAAGCCCUGAGGCAGCCGACGUCGCUGCGGCGAGUGCGCCAAGCGCGCCAACCGCCAGCCCAGAAAGCGAUGCGGAAAGCCCCGACAAGGCGGCUGCACCCCCUGUGGCCACUGCGCCCGUAGCCGCAGACAGCGAUGCAGAAAGCCCCGAGGCGCCCGCUCCCCCCACCGCGACCCUGGCCAGCGCGCCAACCGCUCGUCCAGAAAGCGAUGUGGGAAGCCAUGAGGAGGCCGCCGAUGCCGCUGCGCCCGCUGCACCCUUCGCGCCAACUGCCAGCCCCGAAGACGAUGCGGGAAGCCCCGAGGCGGAAGCUCCCCCCAUCGACACCGUGCCCAACACGCCAACCGCCGGCCCAGAAAGCCAUGUGGCAAGCCCGGAGGAGGAGGGCUUGGAAUGCACGGUGCAGACGAUACGCUCCGCCGGCCCUGAGUCCAGUUCUUCGAGUGCUGCUGCCGUGCCGGCAGAGGAUCCGCCAGAGGACAAGGAGCACCAGGACGAUCCCGGCAAGGCAGGUCAACUUCCUCGUCCCACAGAUGGCUCACCCAUGGAAGCCCCUCCACUUUAUCAAGGUGCUGCUGUGCUUCUCCGGGAUCUGCUGCUGGAGUCGAGUCUUGGCAGCCGUCAUUGGUCACAGCUUCCAGAUGGUCACGUGGCCGUGGGCACCGCGCCCAAGCCGGGCACGGCGCCGGAGCGGCCGCGUCGGCCCAAGCGCCACAAAGUGGACCCGGGCGCCUCGCGGCCGCGGGUGGCGCGGGUGACUUCCCACGUUGCCCUGCAGCCCUUCGAGCAGCGCGGCGCCUCCUGGCAAGUGCAGGACAAAGCAGGCCUACUGCGGCAGCCGGAAGCUCAAGCAAUGCAGACAUGCACCGAGUCAAGCUUGGGAAAGAACACCCAGCUCUUUCAAUAA